AUGCCAAACAAGCCCCAUGCGCCCCGUGCAGGGUCGAAGAAAACCGCACCUCCGCCCGCAGACGGCGAUGACACCAGCUUUAUCGUCUUCUCGAACGCGAAAGGUGAAUCAAAGAAAGGCAAGGGAGCCAAAACAGCCUCAGGAAACACCACGGCAGAUGAAAAGAGCAAGGUCAAAGGCAAAGAACCAGCGGUACCAGCUGAAGAUGCGCCCAAGAAGCCUGAUACCCGGACCUUGAUUGGCGGCGCAUCAUGGACCGGAAAGUUGCCUGUAAACAUGCUCAGCGAGCACUGUCAGAAAAUGAAAUGGGACAAGCCGGAAUAUACUAUGCACAAAACGCCAGAGGGAUUCAUUUCCAAUGUCAUUCUAAGGACAGUAAAUCCUAAGACGAAAGAGACGAUUACGCUCCCACCAUUUAAGGUGCCACCCCAACUCAAGAGUGCGGCGGCCCAGCCUACAGCUGUCGAAGCCCGCCACUUCGCGGCCGCUUAUGCGCUAUUUCGUGUCUGUAACAUGCGGAACAUCCACAUGAUGAUGCCGCCUACAUACCGGGACCUGUGGAAGGGCGAGUUUCAAGAUAUGAAGAAGCAAGAUGUAGCAGCAGGCAUGGGCUGGAUGUACGAAGCCGAUCCGUUCGUUGCGCAAAAAGAACGAGAAGAGGCCCUCGCCAAUGCCGAGAAGAAGAGACAAGCGGCGGCGGCGCAAAGAGAGGCGGAAAAGAGUGCUGGUUCCACCGGUCCUGGUCCUGGGGGUGCGCAUCUUGCUGGAAACAGCGGCAACCGCAUGAAGGGCUGGACAAGGGUACCGAAGGUCGAGAUGGGCAAGCGGACACGCGCGCAGGUCGAACGGAUGAUCAGGACUCAUGCUGUAUGGAAUCCGCAUGAUGUCCACUUGAGCCGAGCCCAAAGAGCACACAUCAUUGACGAGGUCACGGGUCUUGGCUUUCGCCGUAGUCACGUUGAAGAAGCUGCGGACACAUGCAAAGACCGCGAAGAGGUCCUUGAGUGGCUUCUCAUACAUGUGCCGGAAGACGACUUGCCGCAGUGGUGUCUCCCCGAAGGCUAUACAGCCGGCAUUAGCAUGGCUAGUCACGAUCUUAAGCGCCAGGCGGCCAUCCAACGUUUAGCUGCUGCAGGCUAUGCGCUGGAACUGUGUGAAGAGACGCUCGACUCCUGCAACGGAGACGAAGGAAAAGCCGCGGCUUUGCUGCAAGCGCGCCUACUCGAAGGCAAUCCAGUGCACAUUGACGGCGCCCAGGAAGCAACCGCCGAUUCUAUUGAUGCUUGGAAGGAGGAACAGGAUGUUCUUACAGCUAUCUACGGCGACAGACUCGGGACAACAUCUGAUACCUGUCAGAUUAAGCUCGAAAUUGUACCCCCUACUGAUAAGGCUUUUACCUUGCUCCUGCGUAAGCCUCCAGGACCUUAUCCUAAUGCUGUGCCUAUCAUGGCAGUGCAUGCAACCAUACCAGCCUAUAUACGACUAAGCAUCAUUAAGCGCGCGCUACUAUAUGCACAAGAAAACUUUCUAGGCGAGCAGAUGAUUUUCAACUUGGUGGACUGGCUGGAGCACGGAAUACCUGGCAUUUUGGAGAACCCUGGAAGGCUGAGCGACGUAGCGACCGCGGUUGCCGCCGCAGAUACCAACGCAACAACGGAUGGCUCCCGUCAAAAAGGCCGUCGGAACCGGUAUUUGAGACCUGUCAAUUGGCGACCCGGGACAGACAUCAGCAAUCGCAUGCUGCGUGAAUGGCAAGCCAAACAAAGCACCCCAGCCCAACAAAAUAUGAUGCGCGUACGGCAAUCUCUUCCAGCGUGGAGACUACAAGAGGCCAUCGUCCAUGCAGUCAACAAUCACCAAGUAACUAUCAUAUCAGGCGAGACUGGCUCGGGCAAAUCGACUCAGUCCGUUCAGUUCAUCCUUGACAACUUGAUCCAGCGCCAGCUGGGUGAGGCGGCCAACAUCGUCUGUACCCAGCCCCGCCGUAUCUCUGCGCUAGGUCUUGCCGACCGUGUAGCGGAGGAGCGAUGUUCCAGAGUUGGAGAAGAGGUGGGCUAUUCGAUUCGCGGCGAAUCUAGACAUAAGUCAGGCGUCACCAAAAUCUCUUUUGUCACCACUGGCGUCCUGUUGCGCCGUCUCCAGACAUCUGGAGGCAGCGCCGAAGAUGUCGUCGCCUCUUUGGCGGACGUCAGUCAUGUUGUGGUUGAUGAGGUGCAUGAGAGGUCGCUUGACACCGACUUCCUACUCGUGCUCCUCCGCGAUGUGCUGAAAGCCAGAAGAGACCUCAAGGUCAUACUCAUGAGUGCUACAUUGGACGCUGAUGUCUUCGCAGCGUACUUCGACUCUGUGGGACCUGUUGGCCGGAUAGAGAUACAAGGCCGCACACAUCCAGUUGAGGAUCUUUAUAUGGACGACGUCGUGCGCAUGACAGGUUUCGGUGGACGAGGUGCUGAUCUGGAUGAAGAUGAGAGCGGCUGGGAUGAGGGCUUGGCACCGACGUCGAUGGCAGGCAAACUAAGAAGCGUUGGUAUGAGGAUCAACUACGACCUCAUCGCACAAACCGUCAGAUAUAUCGAUGCAGAGCUGGGCAGCCAGGACGGCGGAGUUCUGAUCUUCUUACCCGGCACGAUGGAGAUCGACCGGACAAUACAAGCUCUAAGGAGCAUGCCAAAUAUCUACGCCCUUCCACUUCACGCAUCACUGCUGCCGGCUGAACAGCGCCGCGUAUUCCCCCCGGCUCCAAAGGGCAUGCGCAAGGUUAUCGCUUCUACAAAUGUAGCCGAAACUUCAAUCACGAUUGAAGACAUCGUUGCGGUUAUCGACACCGGCCGCGUCAAGGAGACAAGCUUCGACCCGCAGAAUAACAUGGUCAAGCUCGAAGAAGUCUGGGCCUCACGAGCGGCUUGCAAACAGCGGCGCGGCCGAGCUGGACGAGUCCGUGCAGGCAAGUGUUACAAGCUGUACACGCGCAAUGCCGAGAUGAUGAAGAUGGCGGAGCGGCCAGAGCCGGAGAUUAGGAGGGUGCCGCUUGAGCAGCUGUGCCUGUCCGUGAAGGCUAUGGGCGUGAAAGACGUAGCUGCUUUCUUGGCCGGCGCACUGACUCCGCCGGAGAGCCUGGCUGUUGAAGGUGCAAUAGAGCUGCUGGGUCGCAUGGGAGCCAUUGAUGGCGAGGAGAUGACAGCGCUGGGGCGGCAUCUAUCCACCAUACCGGCGGAUUUAAGAUGCGGCAAGCUCCUUAUCUACGGCGCGACCUUCGGCUGUCUAGAAGCCUGCCUCACCAUCGCCUCGAUCCUCACUGUCCGGAGCCCCUUCGUUUCGCCCCAGGCCAAGCGCGAAGAAUCGAAAGCCGCGCGCUCGUCCUUCAGCAACGGACAAGGCGACCUCAUCGCCGACCUAGCAGCCUACACUGAAUGGUCCGCCCUCCGCUCCAAAGGAGUCUCCAGACACGACCUGCGCGCCUGGUGCGAGCAAAACUUCCUCUCCAGCCAGACCCUCCAGGACAUCAGCACGAACCGCGCCCAAUACCUCUCUUCUCUCAAAGAAACCGGAUUCCUGCCCCUGACCUAUACCUCACCCUCCCCCACUUCCACUCCAACUUCGUACAACCGCCACAACACCAGCGUUCCUCUAAUCCGCGCCCUUGUGGCUGGAGCCUUCAACCCCCAAAUCGCGCGCAUCGAGCUCCCCGACCAAAAAUUCGCGGCCUCCGUCUCCGGCGCCGUAGCGUUGGACCCCGAAGCUCGGACCAUAAAAUACUUCAACCAAGACAACGGGCGCGUGUUCGUACAUCCCAGCUCGACGCUCUUCGACGCGCAGGCCUUUCCCGGCGGAGCGCGCUUCAUGAGCUACUUCACGAAGAUGGCGACGAGCAAGGUGUUUAUCCGGGAUCUGACGCCGUUCAAUGCGUACAGCGCGCUGUUGUUUUCCGGCCCGAUUGGGUUGGAUACGCAGGGGAGGGGGUUGGUUGUGGAUGGGUGGUUGAGGCUCAGGGGGUGGGCGAGGAUUGGGGUUCUGGUGUCCAGGAUGAGGAUGUUGCUUGAUGAGGUGCUGGCGAGGAAGAUUGAGGAGCCGGAGAUGGAUCUGGGGGGGAGUGAGGUUGUGGGAGUUUGUAGGCGGUUGAUUGAGCUGGAUGGGCUGGAUGCGUGA
Molecule: messenger RNA, 4146 nt
Organism: Coniosporium apollinis CBS 100218
Lineage: Eukaryota; Fungi; Ascomycota; Dothideomycetes
Exons: 2
Coding region: 1-4146 (1381 amino acids)
Cellular component (GO): intracellular anatomical structure
Molecular function (GO): ATP binding; RNA binding; protein binding
Source: RefSeq, a predicted model, not a curated record